AUGAAUUCUAAAGACAAAAAGAAACGUCUUGUUAAUACAACAUCAAAAGAAAUAUGCCCUUUACAUUUAUUUUCUCAUGUUGACAUUAGACAUUUGCAGACUCAAAUUUUGCAUUGGUAUGAAUUGAACAAGAGAGACCUACCCUGGCGCAGGCGGGGUGCACAAGAGGAGGAUAGGAACCGCAGAGGAUACGCCAUCUGGGUUUCUGAGGUUAUGCUACAGCAAACACAAGUUGCUACAGUCAUAAAAUAUUACAAUAAAUGGAUGGACUGCUGGCCAACUAUGCAAGAUUUAUCUCAAGCUAGUUUAGAAGAAGUGAACAAAAUUUGGGCAGGUUUGGGAUAUUACUCUAGAGCAAAAAGAUUACACGAGGCUUGCAAAAAAGUUAUAAAUGAAAUGAAUGGUGAAUUACCAUUGAAUGCUGAAAGUUUGAUGAAAUUCCUACCAGGUGUAGGUAAAUACACUGCCGCAGCUAUUUCAUCAAUUGCUUUUAAUGAAUCAGUUGGUCUUGUUGAUGGAAAUGUCAUACGUCUAUCACGUCUUCGAAUAAUUGGUGCUGACUCUUCCAGUAGUGUAGCAAUGGAAAUAUUUUGGAAACUUGCUGGAGAUCUUGUGAGUAAAGACCAACCUGGAAAUUUCAAUCAGGCAAUGAUGGAAUUAGGUGCAACAAUAUGUACUCCAAAGUCUCCAGACUGUCCUAAAUGUCCCAUCAAGGGUAUGUGUCUUGCUUACAGACAGUCACCAAAGUUCCAACGAAAAAUAACUAACUUCACCAACUCUCACAAACAACUAUCACAACAUUUAAAUGUGACAGACAUUGAAGAUACAUUUACGUCAGAAGAAGAUACAUAUUUUACCAACAACUGUGAGCUAUGUCUAUCAAAAGAUUCUUUCAAUUCUGAACUAGGAGUUUGCAACUACCCAAAAAAAGUGAAAAGAAAAGAAGUUAGAAAAGAGACAAUCGUCGUUUGUAUCUUAGAAGUUUAUAGUGGUGAAACUCAUCUGUUUUUAAUCAAAAGACCUGAAAAUGGAAUGUUACCUGGCCUAUGGGAAUUUCCAAAUUUCAUAACUGAAAAAGUACCUCCAUAUAAGAAUGAAAUCAAGAAAUUCAUGAACGAACAUUUCGAGAUGAAGGACGUUUCAAUAAACGAAAGAAAUGCAAAAUUUCUCGGCGUUGUCCUUCACCUCUUCUCACAUAAACAACACACGUACAACGUCCAUAAGAUUGCUAUCCUCGCAAAGUCUGAGCUGCCAAUUUUGAAGUCUGUGAAUGGUUUGGAAACGAAAUGGGUGAACGAGAAAACGUUUGAAGUUAGUGCCAUAUCGACUGCAAUGAAGAAAGUUUACCUUUUUCUAAAAAUGGAGGAGAAGUGAAGAAGACGAGUAGAAAGCGAAAACGCGGAACAGAGCAUCCUACAAAGAAACAAGAGAUUCUAGAUGCGUACUGUAUAAAAACCUGACUUUCUAUGAGAUAAGCUACGUAUAUUAUAGUCAGAAUAAAUACAUGUUAUUUAGAUACUUGUAAAUUAAAAACCAUUCCCUAUUUUAGUCAUGAUUUAUACCUAAGAUUUAUAAUUAUGUUAUGUUGAUUUGAAAGCCUCGAUUUGACCAGCUCUGCCAGAUCACAAUUUUGUAGUGGGGAUAAAAAAUAUGUCAAAGUUUGGCUCCUAAAAUAUUGUUACGAUAAUUUGAUAAAAUUGUUGAUUUAACACGCGGGAACAGAGGAAGACCACUUUUGAAGCUUACAAUAUCCAAAAUUUUCGUCAUUGCCUGCAAAGGAAAAUAAAAACCUGUAUCGUAUGAACGAAAAAAAAUGUCUCAACAACUUUACCGGCAAUUCAGUGGAAGUAUCAUCAUCAGAAACCAAUUCAUCCGACUUCUCUGAACAUUGAUCUUUUUCUAUGAAUGGAUAGAAUAAUUGAAAAAAACUCGUUCAAAUAAACUAAAAAUAACCAACUAUUGCAGCUAACCAAAGUUUACUGGCAAAACAUGAACAGAUAACUUGUGUCUUCGCUUUGACGACUGUGAAAUCAAAUUCUAGGAAAGAGAAAUUCAUAGCAAUGUAGAUUGUAUGCAAACAAAUUUGUUCAUAAUCAAUCCAAUCAAAUAGAUACAUUGUAAAAA
Molecule: messenger RNA, 2124 nt
Organism: Xenia sp. Carnegie-2017
Lineage: Eukaryota; Metazoa; Cnidaria; Anthozoa; Malacalcyonacea; Xeniidae
Product: adenine DNA glycosylase-like
Biological process (GO): mismatch repair; base-excision repair
Cellular component (GO): nucleus
Molecular function (GO): purine-specific mismatch base pair DNA N-glycosylase activity; 4 iron, 4 sulfur cluster binding; 8-oxo-7,8-dihydroguanine DNA N-glycosylase activity
Source: RefSeq, a predicted model, not a curated record